UGGCGACAGUCUGUGUGACGUUUACGGAUGUAAACGGAGCAGCGUCGUCCUGUUGGUGUAAAACAAGGGAAGGAAGCAAAGAUGAGGGUUUCCAACAGUCAUCUGCAGCAGCUUGCCAUCUUCACCACAGUGCUGACUGCCGGAGGGGUCGGUACCAUGUACUAUCUGCUGCAGAAGAAAUUUUCUGGGUCAGACUACCAUAGACUGGCUCUGCAGAAGUUGGAAUCAUGUCCAGUUGCCAUGGAAAGCCUAGGAGUCCCACCUUUAAAAGUGUACAACAUCCAUCUAACUGACAGACACAACCGUGUAGAUCAAGACACUGCACAGAUAAAGAUCCCUGUAACUGGGGCAAAAUCUGGAGGUUAUCUGUAUACUUCUUCAAUUAGAGACCCUAUUACCAACAGGUGGAGUCUGAAGCAGGCAGUGCUUAAGUUCCGGGAAGGACAGACCAUCAACCUGCUGAGUCCUCCUCCACCAGCUGCAGCACAAACCCAGGCAACAGAGCACAAGCAGGAGCUAGACACAGUGGCCAGGACCUUGCCAUCUGGGCUCCAACCAUUCCAAAGACAUGAAAAUCAACCACAAUAGAGGGCAAGAAGAAGAAAUUCAGUGGCAUUCAAAAUGAACAUUUUGAUGUCAUUCAACAUCAAAACAUCAAUCAACUUGACUUUCUCUUUGUCACACUUGUCAAUCAAUGAUCUAUUAUAAAGAAAAGCGAGAUCAGGUGAUUUCAGUAGUGUGCUAUUUUACAGGCUGUCCUACCUUGCAAGAUGAGGUCAGGCUCAGUCAGUGUGUCUUUCAGCCUUCCCUGCGGUACCUGCCAUCUUUGCAUCAUCACCAGCUAGCAAUGUUAGAGAGAAAAACAAGCAUCACACUCAUGCACUUACAGUAUCAAUACAGACAGCGAGCAGUCCAGCAUACAGCUCAAAUGUAUACAGUAGAUGCAUUCACUCACCUACAGCAAGCCAGGGUGUGUCGAAGGGGUCCCAACUAAGGUCCGACAAAUUCGCAGAGAUUUGGAUGGUGGGGCCAGCUGUGUCUGGCAGCCUGCCUGGCUGAGAGAGUAACAAGAGAGACAAGCUAGCCUAGCUGGAGGAGGAGAUGAAUAAAAUCAGUCUAAAACACAGACAUACAGUGGUCUCCUUUUCCAAAGAGAUCUUCAAUGAACAAUUUAGGCCUACCUUUGAUGUCUUCCUGGGGUCAUAUUAAUCCAUAAUUAGGCCUACAGGAGACAUAGACGUUGGUGCUUACUGUUGAAGAUAGAUAUGAUGUCCACUGAGUUACAGAUUCCGUUCAAAAGACAAAAGGAUGAAGUUGUUCAGGCGAGGUGUUCACAUGAGGCUCAUAGUCUUGUUUUUAUCCAAUUUGUCGUUGAAAAACAUCUCUCCCCUGUACAUGAUGUCAUUGGCAGGGUUAUAACAACCCUUGGCAGUGCGCUGACAUCCGGAGAAAUCUCUGCUUUGUCUGAAUAUGCUGUAACAGGGACUGUCUUCUGAAAACUCAGCCAGACUCUCUUGUAUCAUGUCACGUAGCGGCAGUGUUUCACAUCAGUAGCUCACUUUAGCUCAAUUACCUUCCGAUUGGAAUGCAUUUCCUGUUGCAAUUGCAUGAACACUGUGUGUCUGCGAGCUCCAGACAUGAAGCUAUGUAGCAGAUUCACAGUGUCACUUUAGCAGCAGUGUAUAAGACCAGGUUCAAUCUAUCGGAGUUGCAGUGAACAUGGUGUGGGAAAGUUUGCUUCAGAAGAACAUGCAUCCAACCCGUUUCCCAACACGCACCAUCUAAAAUAAAUCCCACACAGAGAUGGAUACAGCUCCAGUGGUUCCAGUACUUCCAAAAUCUUCCUUGAUAUCCCAUCAGCAGACAUAUCAGCUGUGUCAGCAAAUCCAACAGCCCUCUCCUUAAUCACCCCACCAUGAUUAAGGAAUGGCGACACGCGGCUAUGAGCUCACGUUUGUAUUGGUGUACUUAUCAGCUAGUAUGGCAAAAUGUCUAGACUUGCAUAAUUCUUCCUUGAUUUUUCGUAGUAACAAUGAGGCCGCAAAUUCCAAUAGAUCAUUCUGAAUGGUGGGGUCCGUCAGUGUAGCAUUGCGUGGUAGCUGCUGGAGCCUGUUUUCAACUUCUAUGUCAUACUUCAAAAUCAACUUGAACAUUUCCAAAAAGUUUCCU
Molecule: messenger RNA, 2169 nt
Organism: Xiphias gladius (swordfish)
Lineage: Eukaryota; Metazoa; Chordata; Actinopteri; Istiophoriformes; Xiphiidae
Product: cytochrome c oxidase assembly factor 1 homolog
Exons: 6
Coding region: 82-588 (168 amino acids)
Biological process (GO): mitochondrial respiratory chain complex I assembly; mitochondrial respiratory chain complex IV assembly
Cellular component (GO): mitochondrial inner membrane
Source: RefSeq, a predicted model, not a curated record